Prosopis cineraria is the source of this 1141-nucleotide messenger RNA. RefSeq names its product cysteine-rich repeat secretory protein 38-like. Bases 85 to 855 code for a protein of 256 amino acids. The transcript is spliced from 3 exons. The record is from RefSeq and is a predicted model, not a curated record. NCBI's taxonomy places the organism in Eukaryota, Viridiplantae, Streptophyta, Magnoliopsida, Fabales, Fabaceae.
CGAAGACAUAUACCGUUCCCUUUCAACUAAGUAGCUAGUCACUUUGAAACUCACCUUUCUAUACACCAAUCCGUGUGAUUUCCAAUGCCAACCGUUUCUUUGGUUCUGCUUUUAUUCAUUUCUUAUCUUACCAUUCUCACCGCCCAGCCUGACCUGAGAUAUGCCUACUGUUUCCACAAUAGAGGUAAGUACACAAAUACAAGCUCGUACCAGAGCAGCUUUAAUGUCGUUGUUUCAGAGCUCAAUUCGAACACACAAAUUGACUAUGGCUUCUACAAUUUGUCCCACGGCCAAAAUCCUGACAGAGUUAGCUUAAUUGGGUUGUGUAGAGGAGAUGUUAAACCAAACGAAUGUCGUAGUUGCCUCAACAAUGCCUCAAUUCUCGUCCCAAAGUCGUGUCCGAAUCAGAAGGAGGCCAUGGGAGGCUAUGACGAAUGUUUUCUGCGAUACUCAAACCGUUCAAUAUUUGGGGUCAUGGAAACAGACGUUUCAUAUUACUUGUGGAAUCUGAAUAACGCAACAGAGGCUGACAAGUACAACCAAGUGGUCAGUGAUUUAUUGGGAGCACUUAGAGACCAAGCUGCCAGUGGAGAUUCAGUUCGUAAGUAUGCAGCAGGAAAUGAAUCGGUUAAUUUUCAAACUGUAUAUGGGGCAGUUCAGUGCACUCCUGAUUUGUCUCAGCAAGAUUGCUAUGGCUGCUUGACGGGGGCGAUCUCAGAAAUUCCAAAUUGUUGUUCCACAAAGACAGGUGGUAGGAUUAUCAAACCCAGCUGUAAUAUUAGGUACGACAACUAUCGCUUCUAUGAUACCGUGGUUGAGGAUUCAACACUAGCUUCUCCUCCAACGAUCACCUGAAAAGGAGUUGCUGAUUCACCAAAAGCAUCAUCUUCCUUAGAAGGCAAUAGCAACAGCACAUAUCAAGAAUUGUUGUUAUUGUGGCUUUGCUAAUUGGUGCCUUUAUUAUCAUACUUUAGCACGUAAUAUUAUUUGGUUUCUAUCAACAAAAGAAAAAAGAAAGAAAAUAAGAGCUACUGCGGCAUGGCUCAUUGAUAUCUUCUCAAUAAAAAUCUUGAUGACGACUUGAUUCUGAUUUGAUAAUUAGGGUCCUCAGAUUAAUUUUGAUUAUACUUUUAAUUACUUC